AAAAAAAAUGAAAAUUAAUAUUGGCUCCACCUCCUUGCCAAAGGACGUUAUUGUUCAUGAUGUCCCUCACCACACUCCAGUCUCUGUCUUUGCUGGAGAAGUUGCUAAAUCAUCAUCUGUUUCAUCUGUUUCUGGUUCCCGUCUUCCAGUCUAUGCUUUGCAAGGAAAGUCAUUGUACCCAAAGCACUAUUUUGGAUUUUUGAAGAACGCUACAGCUGUCUGGACUCCUAGAGCUAAGUCUGGUGCUUUCUGGGGUGUUUCAUUAGGUUUCUGGGCUUGGUACGCUUUGCUCCCACACUCCAACAUGGUCUUGAGAAGAGUCUUCCUCGGAGAAGUUGCUGAAGAUUAAAUUGGAUUUUUCAUCAUAAACACAAUAAUAACAACAUUUUAACGUACAAGAUGAACAAACUUUUGACGAUAUUACAUUGGGUGUAAAACAAUCUCACAAGUAAAAUUAAAAUACAAAUUUAUUU
Messenger RNA from Naegleria gruberi, 473 nucleotides. RefSeq lists its product as uncharacterized. The coding region runs from base 8 to 349 and encodes 113 amino acids. The transcript has a single exon. The record is from RefSeq and is a predicted model, not a curated record. Lineage: Eukaryota; Heterolobosea; Eutetramitea; Acrasida; Naegleriidae.